AUGGAUGAAGACCUUCGGCAAGAACAAGAAGGAUGGCAAACUGCCACCUCUGGCACAAAGAGAAACAGAAAUAACAAUAAUAAUGAACGUCAAUUUCAACAAGAAAGAACUUUUAUAAAUGAAAAUUAUCAGGGCCGUCCGCGACAGCAACGUCAGUCUCAAACACGCCCAGCUUCACAACCUCACCCUCAACAGCAAAACUCUUCCUCUGUCCGUCCUCCACAGCAAUUAGAAACGAAUGAACUUCGAGUCAAUGUCACUAAUGCAGCUCUAAAUUAUGCAAGGGACUAUCAUUAUCC
This is a messenger RNA of Didymodactylos carnosus, 299 nucleotides long. Lineage: Eukaryota; Metazoa; Rotifera; Eurotatoria; Philodinida; Philodinidae. The record is from the annotation of a GenBank genome assembly.